Messenger RNA from Rotaria sp. Silwood1, 381 nucleotides. Lineage: Eukaryota; Metazoa; Rotifera; Eurotatoria; Philodinida; Philodinidae. The record is from the annotation of a GenBank genome assembly.
AUGUAUCGUUCUUAUCCGAAUGUUUUGCCUGUUGCAAAUAAAUAUCUUGGACAUAAACUCUUACUCAAAACUCAAGCAGAUCAUGAAAAUCAUGUAAAAGAACAUGAAUUAUCAAUGAUUAAACAAGAAAAUGAACGUCUUCGUAGAAGAAUGAGAAGAACUGAAUCACUUGUUGAUACUCACAAUAAUUAUGUUCUUCAUAGUUUGAAUAUUGCACAACGACAACGUGAAAAAAUUCAACAUGAAAAUGAAUUUCAUCGUCUUCAAAAACAAAUAAGUCAAGUUCGACCAAGUUAUCCAGCAACACGAUUUCAACAAGAUUAUGCAAAAAAACAAGAUGUUAAAAAACGAUUGAGUAGAUUUCCAUCGAAUGAUAAAUAA